AUGUCUUAAGAAGAGGUAGUUGCAUGUGAUUAAUGUAAAUAAGUGCCAGAUAAUUACUUAAGUCUAAAUUGUAAUCAUUGUUUCUGCUUAAUUUGUAUGGCUCAAAGCUUUUUGAAAGUAUUUAAAUUGAAAAUAAAAGGGUGGAAGAAUCUUCAAAUUAGAGGGAACAGAUAAUAUUCAUUACAUAUGUACAGUAUGUGAAAAAGAUACUCCAUUAGAUGAAGGAUCAGUAUCAGUAGUUGAGAGUAUCUGUCAUCAAUUGAUUCAAAGUAGUCUAGAGAAGGUUAGAGAAGAUAAAAAUAAUACUAAAGAAGAAAAACAUAUAGAAUAAAGUUAGAUAAUAGUAUAGCCAAAGUGUGAGAUUCAUACUAAGGAAGAUGCAACAUUAUUUUGUUUCACUUGUGAGAAUAAAUGUUUUUGUAUAAAAUGCUUAUUAAGACAUGAUAAUAAGACACAUGAGAUUUAGAAUGUAAAUAGCUGUCUAAAGAGAUUAAAAAGUAAAAUGAAUGAUGCCACUCAUACAAUAGGGGCAUCUUUAGAAUUAAUGCAAUUGCAAUUAAAAAGAGUAUAAGAUCAACAUUGUACGUUACAAGAAGAGAUGGAUUAUCUUAUGUAGAGAGUUUAAGAAUAGUUCCAUUCAUUAUAUUAAGUGAUUUAAAAUAAAGAGAAGGAGAUUCUAACUUAAUUAGAGAAUCUUAAAGAGGUUUAAGAACAAUAGACUGAAAAAAUGCUCAAUGAUAUUCAGUUGAAAAUUAACAGUCUAACUUAAUUAAGAAGUGAUUUUGAGAAUAUUGGUUUAAGUGAAUCAUUAUAACCUUCAGUUAGUAUUCUUAAUUAUUAUUCUGGAUGCAAACAAAUAAUGUAAAAAGUAAUAGGACAAAUGAGUUUUAGUGACAUUUUUAGUACAGUGAAAUAUUUCCCUGAUAAUGGUAAUUCAUUAUUUGUUAUGAAGAUUAAUUUUUUAGAUAUGAUGAGUUUGAACUGAAGAUACAAAAUUUAAAGGCUUAAAUAGAUAGAUUCUUUACUUAAUAAAGAUCAAUUUCAUAACAUGAAAAAUAAAGUAGAAUUUCAUAAAAAUCAGCUAUUAUUGAUUAAUUAUAUCUUAGUUAGAGAUGUCAUACCUAAAUGGAUGAAAGUACUGAUAGUUUUAAAUCUCAUUAAGUAUCUACUUAUUCAAAAAUUAAUACUCCAAUCAAUAAUUAAAGAAAUCUAUAGGCUAAAGUUGAAGAAAUUAAAUAAUUAUAUUCAGAUAGAGUUAAGACUUAAUAAAAAUUAUAAAAACAGUAAGAAAAUAGUCUUAACAAUAUUCAAAGAUCCUUUUCUGAAUUAGCUAGUUUUAAAAAAUAGACUGCUCUAAGUGCACUAAGAUUAUAGUAAGGAUUAUUCGAUUCAAGAGUAACAAAAAAAUAAUAAUAAUCUUAGUAGUAAUAGAUUUAAGAAUCAUAGCAGAUUUAAAAAUGA
This is a messenger RNA of Paramecium sonneborni, 1461 nucleotides long. The record is from the annotation of a GenBank genome assembly. NCBI's taxonomy places the organism in Eukaryota, Ciliophora, Oligohymenophorea, Peniculida, Parameciidae.